This is a messenger RNA of Gasterosteus aculeatus aculeatus (three-spined stickleback), 1428 nucleotides long. RefSeq names its product zinc finger MYM-type protein 1. NCBI's taxonomy places the organism in Eukaryota, Metazoa, Chordata, Actinopteri, Perciformes, Gasterosteidae. The record is from RefSeq and is a predicted model, not a curated record.
CAAAGCUACCAGGCAACUAGCCGACAGGGAAACGUUGCACAGAUGAUAGCAUCUGCACAUGCAAGUGAGAUAGUAGAGAGAAGGGAGUAUCUUAGGCGAAUUGUUGCCGUCACCUCCAUGUUAGGGCGACAGGGACUCCCUUUUCGUGGCAGUGAUGAAGGCCAAGACAGCACAAACAGAGGCAACUUUCUUGCUUGCAUGGAACUUUUGAAGGAGUUUGAUCCUUUCCUUCAAAAAUAUAACCCUUCCUCAAAUGCUACCUAUAUCUCACCAACAUCUCAGAAUGAGAUGAUUGAGUGUUGUGCUCAAGAAGUAAACAGUGUCAUUGUAUCUGAGAUGACAAAGUCCAAAAUGUAUGCCAUUAUGGCAGAUGAUGCACGUUCAGAGCAACUGGCUGUUUGUUCUAUUGCAAACGAGCUGCAGCAGCAGAUCCAGAACAGUGGUCUUGCAGAGCUUAAGUGUGUAGCACAGAGGUAUGAUGGUGCAGCUGUUAUGAGUGGGUCCACUGGAGGUGUGCAGGUACAUUUUAGAAGGCUCCAUCCUGAGGCUAUAUAUGUGCAUUGUUAUGCUCAUGAGCUAAACCUGGUGUUGUGCCAUACUUGCAGGGCUGUUUCAGAGGCUGUGGAGCUUUUCAACUUGUUGGAGUGUGUGUAUUCUUUUUUCAGCACCUCCCGAGUUAAUCAUCACAAGUUCGAAGAGGCUCAGUCCAAGCUUGGCUUGACAGCAGUUGAGCUCGUACAACUUUCAAACACUCGCUGGGCAUGCCAGCUGCGAUCAAUCAAUGCAAUUCUUGAGACAUUACCUGCCAUUUUUGAGUGUCUCUCUGCCAUUGGAUCCCCCAUAGCUGUUGGUCUCAGAGCGAAGCUCUACAAGUUCUCGACAGUCUAUUCACUUCUGAUGUUUCAGAUACUUCUGUCUGUAACUGAAGGACUACACAAUUUCCUUCAGAAAGAGACUUUAAACCUGGCAGAAUCUUUUAUCAGCAAACAAGCUAUAUGUGACACACUGAGGGGCAAACGCACAGAUGUAUUUGCCACAGAGCUGUAUGAGAGAACCAAGGCCCUGUACCACACCCACAACACGUUGCGCUGGGAGAAGCAACACGGGGAUGAGCGCAGGCUGAACCGCGUCGCCACUCGGACGCCGCACGCCCGUCGCAUUAGUUGCUCUCUGCCUCCGACAGCGCCGCAGGAUUUACCGCGGAACGGCCGGAGGAGUUGGACCAGCCGGUCUCCAUUCUUGGGGGGAAGCUCCAUCGACUUGCUGGCGAGUGACAACGAGAGCGAGCAGGAGCCCGACUGUAGAGGAACGCAGAGCCAGACCGAAGCUCUUUCCUCCCCGAGCGGCUCGCCACACCUGGACCCGUCUGACGGCGGCGGCCGCCGGACCAGCGAGGCGAAGGUGUUUACAGUGUCGGCAGAACUGUAG